This is a messenger RNA of Leopardus geoffroyi (Geoffroy's cat), 1548 nucleotides long. RefSeq names its product protein eyes shut homolog. Gene Ontology annotation, biological process: heterophilic cell-cell adhesion; establishment or maintenance of epithelial cell apical/basal polarity. The transcript has 11 exons. Gene Ontology annotation, cellular component: plasma membrane; protein-containing complex. The coding region runs from base 1 to 1548 and encodes 515 amino acids. NCBI's taxonomy places the organism in Eukaryota, Metazoa, Chordata, Mammalia, Carnivora, Felidae. The record is from RefSeq and is a predicted model, not a curated record. Gene Ontology annotation, molecular function: calcium ion binding.
AUGGUUGCUGGAUAUGUUCUUCUCUCAGGUUCUUCUUGUGAUUUGGAGCCUUGUGAGGCUAGUAAUCCUUGUGAGAGUGGAGCUGUGUGUGGAGAGACAAUGGAUCUGGAAAUGUCUCCUCUUGGGUACCAGUGUCCAUGUGGGAAAGGCUUUGCAGGUCCACACUGUGAGAUCAAUGUCAAUGAGUGCAGUUCCAGCCCUUGCCUGCACGGUUAUUGCUAUGACAUGAUUAAUGGCUUCUCCUGCUUAUGCAAACCGGGUUUUGCUGGCCUGAGAUGUGAACAGGACACUGAUGACUGCAUCUUGAAUGCCUGUGAGCACAAUUCUACCUGCAAAGAUCUGCAUCUCAGUUACCAGUGUGUGUGCUUAGCUGGUUGGGAAGGAAGUUUUUGUGAAGAAUCCAAUGACUGCAAAAUGAAUCCUUGUAAGAAUAAUUCCACCUGUACUGACCUUUACAAUAGCUAUCGCUGUGAGUGUACACCUGGAUGGACUGGACAAAACUGUAGUGAAGAAAUAAAUGAAUGUGACUCUGACCCAUGCAUGAAUGGAGCUCUGUGUCAUGAGUCUUCCAUUCCUGGGCACUUUGUAUGCCUGUGCCCACCCUUUUAUACUGGAAAAUUUUGCCAUCAACACUAUAACCCCUGUGAUCCACUCAGUGACCCUUGCAGAAACAACUCAACAUGCUUGACUUUGGUUGAUGGAAAUCAUUAUUGUGUGUGUAGAGAAGGAUUUGAGGGUGAACAUUGUGAAAUUAAUGUGAAUGAGUGCUUCUCUCUUCCCUGCCAGAAUUAUGGUGACUGCGAAGAUGGAGUCAACAAUUUCAGAUGUAUUUGCAGACCUGGGUUUUCUGGACCUCUCUGUGAUCUUGAUACAAAUGAGUGUUCUUCUAGACCUUGCAAAAAUAAUGGAACCUGCGUGGAUCUGUCGAACAGAAUUAUGUGCAUUUGUGAGCCAGGUUACCAUGGAUCUCUCUGUGAAUUGGAUAUGAAUGAAUGUGAAAUCUCACCUUGUCUAGAUGGAGAAGAUUGUGUCAGCGGAACUGGUGGAUACAACUGCCUCUGUGCUCCUGGUUAUACAGGCAUCAAUUGUAAUGAAGUAAAUAUAGAUGAAGGUCUAUCAAAGCCCUGUCUCCAUUGUGGAGCUGGCACUGAUGGCAUCAAUCAUUGUACCUGUGACUGCAAGAGUAGCUUUUCUGGAACACACUGUGAAGCAAAUGCAAAUGAUUGCCUCUCAAAUCCUUGUCUACAUGGAAGAUGCAUAGAUCUCAUUAUUGAAUAUCAAUGUUCAUGUGUUACAGAAUGGACUAGCUCAAGAUGUGAGAUCAAGAUUAAUAACUGUACAUCAACCCCUUCUAUAAAUGAAGACUUCUGUCAGAAAUCAGUCGAUGACUUUACUUGCAUUUGCCUGAGUGGAUACAUUCGUGCAUAUUGUGAAAUACAUAUUGAUGGUUGUGCUGAGCCUGGACUGAAUUUGGUCCUCUGUCUUAAUGGAAGUAUUUGUGUUGAUGGACCUGGACACAUGUUUUACUGCAGGUCAGUAUUUAUUUAA